CGACCAACACUUUGGGGACAAAGUGGGGGAACAUUGGUGCUGGGAUGCUGUCAGAGGGCGCUCACAACGAUCUGUUAUGACAAAAAGGAUGACUUGACUUGACUAGUGUUAGUGUUGCGAAUAUCCCUUCUCGAGAUGUCACCGACGAUGGCGGCUGUGCUGUACCUGUAUAUCCUGGUCGUGUACACACGUCUCAUAGCAGGCGUGACCAUCUCGGAUGUCGGAACAGAUUUGGUGUGGUCCGAUGACCAUGGACUUGACAUGAGGGGACACUGUUCAUUCACAUUCUCUGUGGGCUUUUGUGGAGCUUUCAGACUGGAGCUGUAUCCUGAGAAAAGUCUCCCCCUACCCAAAUACGAGAUCUUCAUCGAUCGUGACAGCUCGCAAAAGUAUCGAGUUGGAAUUAAGAAAUACUGUGAUCCUCCGUAUUUUCUACUGUGCACCAAUAACGGCAUGGGCACCAGCGGUCACGAGAUCACACCACUUGUCACAUGUAAUGGUUCCACGUGGACACCGUUCUGGAUAUCUUGGAAUGAGGGAAUGAUCAAUUUGGGUGAGGGGGGACCUAGUCGGAAACGACGGAUUGAAACAUGUCAAUGAUCCAGAGUUCAAGCAUAUCGACUAUGUGAAGAUGGGAGCUGACGAUACAAACACCAGUGCCAAUUAUAUGUUUGAACGUCGCCGUGGCAGACCUGACAACCCAGAUAUGACCUGCCGAGAGAAGGCAACAACAACAACUGCAACAACCACUACUGCAGCUGCUACAAGUCAAACAACUACAACCUUGACUGCGGGAGUUGAUCCCACUACAGUUGCAACAUCCGGUACACAGCUGACCAUCUCGGAUGUCGGAAUAGAUUUGGUGUGGUCCGAUGACCAUGGACUGGACAUGAGGGGACACUGUUCAUUCACAUUCUCUGUGGGCUUUUGUGGAGCUUUCAGACUGGAGCUGUAUCCUGAGAAAAGUCUCCCCCUACCCAAAUACGAGAUCUUCAUCGAUCGUGACAGCUCGCAAAAGUAUCGAGUUGGAAUUAAGAAAUACUGUGAUCCUCCGUAUUUUCUACUGUGCACCAAUAACGGCAUGGGCACCAGCGGUCACGAGAUCACACCACUUGUCACCUGUAAUGGUUCCACGUGGACACCGUUCUGGAUAUCUUGGAAUGAGGGAAGAAUCAAUUUGGGUGAGGGGGACAUUGUCGGAAACGACGGAUUGAAAACGGUCAUUGAUCCAGAGUUCAAGCAUAUCGACUAUGUGAAGAUGGGAGCUGACGAUACAAACACGAGUGCGAAUUUCAGAUUUGAACCACGCAAUGGCAGAGCAGUUGACCCGGAUAUGACCUGUCGUAAUAUCCCGACAACAGCUGCAGCAAACACUACUGCAGCAACUACUACUACAACAGCUGCUGCAACUCAGACAGAUGGUCUCUUAGUUGCUGCUGAAACCACAACUCCAGGAAUUAUUACUGAGACACAUUGCCUAGCAACACAUGUAGUAACUGCAAUUCCGGAUUAGGGUCUAAAUCCAUCUUGUUGAAUUUUGUUCUUUUGUCAGUGCACGUGCUGAGAAAAUGUCAGCAGUAUUAAACGGGUAAACGCCUACGAUGAACAUACUCUUUCUUAUUGCCUCUACAGACCUUUCGAUACGACUCGAUGUGAUGGUAACAACAUUUUUAAAUGACGUUCCAAGUGCCUUUCUGACCAUAUGAUAAUAUGUUGGUCGGUAACGUGUAUCCAGUAGUCUCUGAUGUUCAAUAACGUCUGUAGUGCUGGAAUUCUAUUACACAAGGUGCUCGUUAACAAUGUAAAUUAAUUUUUAUAUCAGCAACCACCACAACAACCACCACCACCACCACCACCACCACCACCACCACAACCACCACAACUACAGCCACGGAGAGGGGUGGUCUGGAAAGACCUGCAACAACAACCACCACAACUACAACCACAGAGAGAGGUGGUCUGGAAAGACCUGCAACAGCCACUACAACCACUACGACUACAACACAACCCACUGAAACAGAUGACAAGAUGACCGUUGAUAAUUGUGAGAACGCACGGCGACCUGAUUCAGAAAAUCUAGGGAUGGUUUUCGAAAAAGCAGCCGACGACACAACACUGUCCGCAAGUAACCCCGACGUCGAGGAGCUCGACUCGGCAACUUCCGGGAGCUGCGCCGAGCUGUGUGCAUCACGUCAGA
Messenger RNA from Haliotis rubra (blacklip abalone), 2197 nucleotides. RefSeq lists its product as uncharacterized. The record is from RefSeq and is a predicted model, not a curated record. Lineage: Eukaryota; Metazoa; Mollusca; Gastropoda; Lepetellida; Haliotidae. The transcript is spliced from 7 exons. Bases 632 to 1513 code for a protein of 293 amino acids.